Molecule: messenger RNA, 807 nt
Organism: Leptosia nina
Lineage: Eukaryota; Metazoa; Arthropoda; Insecta; Lepidoptera; Pieridae
Source: the annotation of a GenBank genome assembly
AUGGACAGCUACAUUGCGCCAUCUUUAUUUGUCAAUCAUGGGGGCGGACCCUUGCCCGUGUUGGGUGAGAAAAAUAACCAAGAUAUGGCCGACGCACUACGGAAUGUAUCGAACUUGGUUGAUUUAAAACGCGUUAAAGCAAUUAUUUUAAUCACAGCACACAGAGAAGAGGAUGUGGUCACAAUAUCGUCCGGCGAACGACACAAUCUUAUAUACGACUACUCCAAUUUCCCGCCAGAAAGUUACGCGCUGACGUAUGAAGCGGUCGGUGACCCCGUUUUGGCGGGAAGAUUGCACGGUGCGUUCGGAAAAGCAAACAUCACAUCGCGCUUGGACGACAAAAGAGGUUGGGACCACGGAGUCUUUAUUCCCAUGCUUUUAAUCAAUCCGAAAGCUAAUAUCCCGAUAGUUCAAGUGUCGAUAUUGAAGAAUCAAAGCGCGCGCGACCAUUUUAAUAUUGGACGUGUUCUACGCGAGUUCAGGAAGGAGGGGAUCGCCGUUUUCGGUUCGGGAAUGUCUUUUCAUAAUAUGGGCGCAUUCAAACGAGCUAGAGUCGUUAACGAUGAAGUGGUUGUUAAUGAUUUGUUCGAUAAGUUUCUGAACGAUGUGUGUUUGGGUGUGCGUGAAACAGAAGACAUUUUUGACUGGGAGACAGCGCCGCAGGGCCUGGAGUCACAUCCCUUGAACGAAGCAGACCAUCUGAUGCCGUUAAUUGUGAAUAUUGGUGCUGGAGACAGCCCCGGGCGUAGAGUAUUUUCAUCUGUAUACCUCAAGAAAUUCAAAUUGAGCGGAUUCAUUUGGGAGUGA